AUGGAAAACGAUGAAACCACGAAUUUUGAGAUUUUAUCUGCAAACGAUAAAAGCUUUGAAGUGCUAUCAGGAGAAAUUUGUCAAGAAAAUCAGAAUGAAAAAGAAGUUGAAAUAAUUUAUGCUAACCAAAUUUUUGAUGUCUUAGAAAAUGUAAUGGCCACUCUAAAUUUAGAAGAAAGAAGACUUAGAAUGAGUAGCGAUGAAUUUUACAUUGCAACUGAAGGGAAUGAAGAAAUAGAAAAAGAUAAAGAAGCAGCCAAGCAAGAGGAAGUAAACUAUUACCCUGCCUGCAAUGAUGAAACAAAUUGGUUUUCAAAAUUCGGCACAAAUAUUCGAUAUAAAUUAGAAGACAUUGAAAAUAUGCCGAUUUUUGGAUACGAUAAAGCAGAUUUUGAUGAGAAUUGUAGCGAUAUUGUACUUUUGGCUAGAAUUUAUAGAAUAUCUGCAGGGAAGCUUUAUAAGAGAAAUAGCUUUGUAAUUGGAAAUCCUAGAUGCUUGAAAAAGAAGUUUUUUGAUGAUUUUAAAAAAUUGAUAUGAGUUACAUAUAGAUCAGGGUUUAGGCCUCUUCAAUCUCGAGAAGGAGGCUCUGUGAAAUCUUUUACAUCUGAUGUAGGCUGGGGCUGCACUAUUAGGGUUGGACAAAUGAUGCUUCUAAAUACCCUUAAAAGACACUUGAAAGGUAGCACAACAGAAAUAGAUCUCCUAAAACUAAUCCAGGAAAAUUCUUUUUCAGCUGGCUUUUCUCUUCAUAAGUUUAUGGAAAUUAGCCACGAGUUUCUAAAAAAACCUGGGGAUUGGCAUUCUCCUUCAAUGGUAAGCCACUUUAUUGAAAAAUUAUCAGAAAUAAAUCAGAUACCUAAUUUCAAGGUAAAAGUAUUUAUGGAUUCAAUGCUGUAUAGAGACCAAGUUUAUGCAAUUGCAACUGAGAAACCUAUAGAGAGAGUGUUUAAUUAGGGAGGGUAAAAGCGGGUUUAUUUCAGCCCCUGAUCCAGUCGUGCUCCAGCUUCAGGCUCAAUGUGACGCUAGUCACCAAAGCCACCUAACGCUAUUUUCUGUCGACGUCAUCAAAAAUGCGACGUCGACAUCUUUCGGGAGACUCACCCGAGAACCUGCUUGGACCCAAAAAAAUUUAGCAAAGGACUCUCUUAAACCCCUGGUAGUGCUCAUGAUAUGAGGGGAACGUCCAAAGCUUCCUUCUGGAACUACCUCCGCCAUUUGCAGGCAGCAUAAUGCUCCUCCAGGAGUGCCUACUUGGUAUUGCGCAGUCUGUCUUUCGUCUGUGGGUCGAGGAGAGGCCCAGUCAGCCCAAACCUCCACCCACCCCGGAAAUCACACCCCAUCUAACCCCGUGGCGCUUCGGGGCCACCAUUUUGUUAAGUGACCCCGAAUUUUGGAAUUUUUUGUUUGUCUGUCGGGCUGCGGCCUUCGCCAUCAUGGAAGGCGUAAUUUUUGAAACCUAUAGAAGAAAUAAGAAAAAUUUGCAUAUGCCCAGAUGAUAAAGAUGAAGUAAUUAAAUUUGAAAAGGUGGGAGAUAUUAUAUGCUCUAUGUGCAAUAAAAAAACAAGUGAUUAUACAUGAAAGAAUUCUGUCUUACUUAUAUUUCCCCUUAUGCUUGGCUUUAAGAAGAUUCAGCCUGAGUAUAGUGAAACAAUAAAAUUUUUCUUAUCUCUUCCACAAACUGCAGGAGCCAUUGGAGGAAAACCAAGAUCAGCUUUGUAUCUGGUAGGGUAUCAAGGAAAUUCUUUGUUGUUUUUAGACCCUCAUUUUGUUCAGCCAUCACUUACAGGUAUUGAAGAACUGUCUAGUAGCAUUGAUAGCUAUCAUUGCGAUUCGCCCAAACUUAUUCCUAUAAACUCUGCUGAAAGCUCAAUUUCUCUUUGCUUUUAUAUUAAAGAUGAACUUGAGUUCAAUAAAUUUCUAGAUAAAAUAGAAGAAAAUAGAAGAUUAAUCCAUGGAGUUAUUUUGGUAAAGAAUCAAGAAUUAAAGCAGAGUAAUGAAGAAAUGCUAUUUUUUCAAAAUUAA
This is a messenger RNA of Blepharisma stoltei, 2022 nucleotides long. NCBI's taxonomy places the organism in Eukaryota, Ciliophora, Heterotrichea, Heterotrichida, Blepharismidae. The record is from the annotation of a GenBank genome assembly.